This is a messenger RNA of Diaporthe batatas, 1440 nucleotides long. RefSeq lists its product as uncharacterized. NCBI's taxonomy places the organism in Eukaryota, Fungi, Ascomycota, Sordariomycetes, Diaporthales, Diaporthaceae. The transcript is spliced from 2 exons. Gene Ontology annotation, biological process: rRNA processing. Bases 71 to 1381 code for a protein of 436 amino acids. Gene Ontology annotation, molecular function: snoRNA binding. The record is from RefSeq and is a predicted model, not a curated record.
CAAUCAAGCCUGCACUGCAGCACCCACCCACCUGGCUCAUUAUCGAUAAGGACCCUGGCAGAAAAGUUGAAUGGGUUCCAAUCUCAUCGCAUCUUUCAAUGCCUUCUGCAACCAAACCCACUGGCAACCCCGCGAAGCACUACCCGCAAGUAACACAGGAAUUUCAUCAUCAAGAAUAUCCCGGACCAACUCAAUAAUCCAGCCUUCUCAUUCGAACGACAACAUGCCGCCCAAGAAGGCCACGGCCAAGUCUGCAAAACCCAGACCCACGCCGGCACGCAAGGCGAAGGCACAGGCUGUAGAGGCACCAUCAGAAGCAGACUCAGGCGACGACCUCGGGCCAGAAGCAGAGGUAGCAGCGACACCAGCAAGGAAACGCGGCAAGCGCAAGGCAAGCCAGGACGAGGGUGACGAGGUCGAGAGCCCGGGCGCCAAGAAGCCAAAAGUCUCGUCCUCCUCCGUCAGCCUCACCGAGACUGUGACCGAGUCGGGCAAAAAGGAGCACGCGCACAGGACUGUCAAGGUGGAGAUACCCGUGUCGACGCCGGUGACGAAGCCAUCAGGCAAGCACAUCGUCUUCAACGACGACGACGGGCCCGCCGAGUUCUUCACGCCGCAGGAGGCACCCGCCCAGGACCUGCUGGACGCGCAGCUGUCUGAGGCGGCCGGGGCAGGAGGUGAGGCUGGGGAGGACGACAGGGAGAGCGACAGUGACGAUGACGCCCCGGAGGCCGUCUCGACGCAGACCGCAGCAGCACAGGCAGCCAAGUCCGCCCAGGCGGCCACGAGAGCGGCGGAGAAACAAUUAGAGCAGCAGAAGCGCAAACGGCAGGAGCGUGACGCCCGGCUCAAGCAGCAGGCCGAGACGCGCAAGAAGCACCAGGCAGCGUCUGAAAAGAAGGCCGCCGCCGCCGCCGCCGCCGCAGCAGCAGCAGCAGCAGCAGAUGCAGAUGCUGAGGAAGAGGCAGAGGAGUCCCCGGAGCAGACCCCAGGCGCGCGCAGCCACCUCCCCAGCGUGUCCGCAGCCCCAACCCGCAAGCGGCUGGACAAGCGGUCGCUGCCGGACGUGCUGCCGGACGACUUCCUCGAGGCAGCCUCGGACGAUGACGAGGAUGGCAGCGACCAGGACGACGAGCAGGACGCCCGCAGGCCCAGGAAGCCCAAGUCCAGCACCCUCGCGAGGCAGAUGGCCAAGGCCGGGUCGCGGCAGCCGCAGGACCAGCGCGUCGGGUCGACCGUGUACCGCGUGGCGCGGCGCCAGGAGGACCCGAGCCUCGCGCCCAAGGUGCACAGGCACUCGCAGAACGCGAAGAAGGUGCUGCUGCAGAGGCAGCGGCCGGUGGCGAGAAAGGGCGGGUUCCUGGUCAGGAAGCGCAAGUAGAAACGUGGCUUGAGAGGGCGGAUGGGUUCGAUAGGCUAAUCACUAUAUAAUGCCAUGGC